This is a messenger RNA of Medicago truncatula (barrel medic), 6086 nucleotides long. RefSeq names its product disease resistance protein RPV1. Bases 601 to 3927 code for a protein of 1108 amino acids. Gene Ontology annotation, biological process: defense response; signal transduction. The transcript is spliced from 10 exons. The record is from RefSeq and is a predicted model, not a curated record. Gene Ontology annotation, molecular function: ADP binding. NCBI's taxonomy places the organism in Eukaryota, Viridiplantae, Streptophyta, Magnoliopsida, Fabales, Fabaceae.
GAAGAAUGGAUCCAAUGGUAUGUGAUGAAUCAGUGAAAGAUGCUUCAGAUUUCUAAUGAGAAGAAGAUUCUCCACACAGUUGAUAAAUGAAUUGCAUGUCCCACUCCAGAGAAGAUCUGACCAUUAUUUCCCAUCAAUUUCAAGGAUCCCACAAACCAAGCUUCCGGAAAAGUACAAGACUGUUGCUGAUUUGUUUAGUGAUAUGAGUUGUUCGCUUAGAUUGUUGCAUCUGCAUAAAAAUUCUCCAAAUUUUUUGAAAUAUUUGCAACAAGGUUGAAGUUCUUGAUAAGAGACAAACAUACCUGCACAGUCAGCACCUGAGAGAAAGCUUCAGAAAAUAACUCCCAAAAGUCUGCAUCGUAUUUUAAGCCUGCAAAAAGAGUGCUCAAGUUUACACUCACAGAAGGCAGUGAUGAUUUGGACAAUAGAGGAUGUUCUGAGGAGUGAGGACUGCAAAUCUUUUGGUUCUGUUUCCCUACCUCAGCAGUCACAUGUCGCUUCAAGUACGAUGUUUUUCUCAGCUUUAGAGGCGAAGACACCCGCCACGGUUUCACUGGCAACCUCUGGAAAGCUCUUGAUGACAAAGGAGUCAGAACUUUCAUGGAUGACGAGAAUCUUCAGAAAGGGGAUGAAAUCACACCGUCACUUAUUAAGGCAAUUGAAGACUCACAAAUCGCCAUAGUUGUCCUCUCUAAGAAUUAUGCUUCAUCAUCCUUUUGCUUACAAGAACUUUCAAAGAUCCUUGAUACCAUGAAAGAUAAGGUGGGUCGUUUUGUUAUGCCAGUAUUUUAUAAGGUGGAUCCUUCUGAUGUACGAAAGUUGAAAGGGACAUAUGGAGAUGCGAUGGAUAAACUUGGCGAGGCCAGCUCCUCCAGUCAUAAUAAAUGGAAGGACUCUCUUCAUCAAGUUGCUAAUUUGUCUGGAUUUCCUUACGAGAAAAGGGAUGGGUAUGUGCAUGAGUUUAUUGAGAAGAUUGUUGAAGAAGUCUUAAGAAAUAUAAAACCUGUUGCCUUACCUGCUGGUGACUUCCUUGUUGGAGUGGAGCACCAAAAGCAACACGUGACUUUGCUUUUGAAUGUUGGGUCUGACGAUUCAAUCCACAAGGUAGGGAUUCUUGGGAUUGGUGGAAUAGGGAAAACCACUCUUGCUCUAGAAGUUUAUAAUUCAAUUGUCAGUCAAUUUGAAUGUUCCUGUUUUCUUGAAAAAGUUAGAGAAAAUUCUGACAAAAAUGGGUUGAUAUAUCUCCAAAAGAUCCUUCUAUCUCAUAUUUUUGGAGAGAAGAACACAGAGAUAACAAGUGUUGGAGAAGGAAUUUCAAUACUAAAAAAAAGGCUUCCAGAAAAGAAGGUUCUUUUGCUUUUAGACGAUGUUGACAAGAAGGAGCAAUUAAAGGCUAUUGCAGGAAGUUCCAAUUGGUUUCGUAAAGGCAGUAGAGUAAUAAUCACAACUCGGUACAAAAAUUUGCUAAUUAGCAGUGGAGUUGAAAGAAUAUAUGAGGUGAAGGGAUUGAAUGAUGAAGAUGCUUUUGACUUGGUAGGAUGGAAAACUUUAAAAAACGAUUGUAGUCCACGCUAUAAAGAUGUUUUAUUAGAACAAAAGUAUGGAAGAGAAUCUGAUGCAAACAAAUUGCGUAGACUGAAAGAUUUGAAGAACGACGAAGGCUACGCAAAUGUAUUAAAACGUGUCGUAGCAUAUGCUUCUGGUCAUCCACUUGCUUUGGAAGUCAUCGGUUCUCACUUUUCUAAUAAGACAAUAGAACAGUGUAAUGAUGCACUAGAUCGUUACAAAAGAGUUCCUCAUAACAUGAUCCAAACGACACUACAACUGAGUUAUGAUUCUUUGCAGGAAGAAGAGAAGAUUGUGUUUCUUGACAUUGCAUGUUGCUUCAAAGGAUGGAAAUUGACAAUGGUUGAAGGAAUACUUCAUGCUCAUCAUGGUCAUACCAUGAAAGACCAAAUUAAUGUGUUAGUGGAAAAGUAUCUCAUAAAAAUAAAUGAGUCUGGUAAUGUGACAUUACAUGAUUUGGUAGAGGAUAUGGGAAAAGAAAUUGUUAGACAAGAAGCACCUGAAGAUCCUGGAAAACGUAGUAGGUUAUGGUUUUCCGAAGAUAUAAUUCAAGUUUUAGAAGAAAAUACAGGAACAAGUAAAAUUGAAAUGAUACAUUUCGACGGUGUGAUUGAAGUACAAUGGGAUGGAGAAGCUUUCAAGAAGAUGGAAAAUCUCAAAACACUCAUUUUUAGUAAUGAUGUUUUUUUUUCUGAAAAUCCCAAACAUCUUCCAAAUAGUCUAAGAGUGUUGGAAUGCCGCAAUCACAUGUGUCCAUUUAAAUGGGAGGGCUUUCUCACAAUGAAGUUCCAGAAUAUGAGAGUUCUAAAACUUUAUUAUAGUGACGGUUUAACACAGAUACCUGAUAUAUCUGGUCUCCCAAAUUUAGAAGAAUUUUCAAUUCAAAAUUAUGGGAAAUUAUUCACAAUUGAUGAAUCGGUUGGAUCUUUGCGUAAGCUUAAAAUCCUGAGGGUUAUAAGUUGCACCGAAAUCCACAGUCUUCCAUCUCUCAUGUUACCCUCUCUAGAAGAACUUGAUCUUUCAUAUUGUAUUAAUCUUGAGAGUUUUUCGCAUGUGGUAGAUGGGUUUGGUGAUAAGCUUAGAACCAUGAGUGUUAGAGGAUGCUUCAAGCUAAAGAGUAUUCCACCUCUUAAGUUGGAUUCACUAGAAACAAUGGACCUUUCAUGUUGUUUUCGUCUCGAGAGUUUUCCACUUGUGGUGGAUGGGAUUCUUGGAAAAAUUAAAACUCUGAAUGUUGAAAGUUGUCACAAUCUCAGGAGUAUUCCACCACUCAAGUUGGAUUCGUUAGAAAAACUUGACAUUUCAUAUUGUGGUAGUCUUGAGAGUUUUCCACAAGUGGAGGGAAGGUUUCUUGGAAAACUUAAAACCUUGAAUGUUAAAAGUUGUCGGAUUAUGAUAAGUAUUCCAACUCUCAUGUUAAGUUUGCUAGAAGAGCUAGAUCUUUCGUAUUGUCUUAAUCUCGAGAAUUUUCCACUUGUAGUGGAUGGGUUUCUUGGAAAACUUAAAACCCUGAGUGCUAAAAGUUGUCGCAAUUUAAGGAGUAUUCCAUCUCUCAAGUUGGAUUUACUAGAAACACUUGACCUUUCAAAUUGUGUUAGUCUUGAGAGUCUUCCACUUGUGGUGGACGGGUUUCUUGGAAAACUUAAAACCCUACUUGUUACAAACUGUCACAAUCUUAAGAGUAUUCCACCUCUGAAGUGUGAUGCACUAGAAACACUUGACCUUUCAUGUUGUUAUAGUCUUCAAAGUUUUUCACUUGUGGCUGACAGAUUAUGGAAACUCGUGUUGGAUGAUUGUAAGGAACUUCAGGAAAUUAAAGUGAUUCCUCCAUGCUUAAGAAUGUUAUCUGCUGUAAACUGCACGUCGUUGACUUCUUCGUGCACAAGCAAAUUACUAAAUCAGGAAUUACAUAAGGCUGGAAACACUUGGUUUUGUUUGCCACGGGUGCCAAAAAUUCCAGAGUGGUUUGACCACAAAUACGAGGCCGGAUUGUCAAUUUCUUUCUGGUUUCGUAACAAGUUUCCUGCCAUAGCUCUCUGUGUUGUUUCUCCAUUAACAUGGGAUGGUUCUCGACGUCAUUCUAUAAGAGUGAUCAUCAAUGGAAAUACAUUUAUCUACACAGAUGGUUUGAAGAUGGGUACGAAAUCACCGCUGAAUAUGUAUCAUUUGCAUCUUUUUCAUAUGAAAAUGGAAAACUUUAAUGAUAAUAUGGAAAAAGUACUUUUUGAAAAUAUGUGGAACCAUGCAGAGGUUGAUUUUGGAUUACCAUUCCAGAAAAGUGGAAUUCAUGUAUCGAAAGAGAAAAGUAACAUGAAGGAUAUUAGAUUCACCAAUCCAGAGGUUGAUUUUAUUUUACUCUAGGGAUGUUGAAGUAAGUAUAUCAUUCAUUUUACCCAAAAAGUCAUAAAUUUUCUUCCUGUAGUGUUGAUCACCAAAUCACAAUUAUAGGUUGGACUAUCACUAGAUUGCUGCGUCUGGGUAAAAAGUCUCCAACUUUUCAAAUAUUUGACACAAGGUUGAUGUUAUUGCUAAGAUACUAUCCAGUUUAAGGUUGUAUUUUGAUAUUCUCCCUAGUUAAAACUUUGUACCACCGACAUUUCUGAUCGAAGGCAUGUGUUGUGUUCGAAUCAUGUCUACACCAACACAUGUGGUUACAUUGAAUCAUGUCAUUUUCUCAAAUUAUGAUGGAUAUCGACGUGUGUUUGUGCAUAAGUGCACCAUGUGCAGAUGAAUUUUAGUCUUGGUGUUGUAAAAAAUUAUGGAUUGUGUUGGCAGACUUUUUUCGCAAUUGUCAUGGCUAAUUUGUGAAAGAUGAGAGUGCCAUGACAUUUUAUGCCGAUUAUGACUACCUCAAAUGGUGAUUUUUUGGAUUUCCGCAUUCAAUCAUAUUGUUUAGUGUAUGUUUGGAUUCACGGUGAGUUUGACAGAAUGUCGUUGCGCCACCCUGAUUUUGGAUAAGCUACGCUUUGGAGCUUCUACAAAAUCAUGGUUACCUUGAUUUCGGUAAACUCACCGUGAAACCAAAUAUCCACUUCGUGUGUUUUUAAUGAUAGAUUAACGAAAAGACCGUGAAACCAAAUAUGCACUUUGUGUGUUUUUAAUGACUAUAUAGUAUCCCUUUUCUUUUAAUGAUAGAUUAACGAAGGGACCAUUGUUUUUUUUUUGGAAUAACGGUAGUGUGUUUUAUUUUCAGAAACUUCUCAUAUAUUCAUCUAGCGCAGAUGAAAUAUAUACUCCUUGAUUUGCCUCUUCUACGACGUUUUUUUUCCAGACUUUUUUUUUAAUAUGCAUCUUGAGGUCACAUUUUUUGAUUUAAGGGUAUUACUCUUGUUAAUUGUAUUUUCUGUAUUUUUCGGAACAAUUUAUGCUAUCUUAACGAUGGUAUAUGUGAUCUUACUCGAUUGUUAGCUUUGAUUUGAAUUGUUAUUUUAGAUGUUUAGAGUUCACAUUUAUAAAUUCAAUUUGAGGGAGUACGAGAACUUCAUUGGUUGUUGUGUCUGAGUUAUACUUCUGAUGCGAUCCAAUGUAAUCAAUGUCAUACUAUCAUUUUUUGGUAACAUAGUCCCAAGAUUUUGGAAUUCAUGAUUACUAAUGUGAUUGCAUUUUGGUUUUCAUUAUCUGCAUGGUACUCUGCGGUGGGUAUAUGUUAAAAUGUAGCUCCAAAGUAUUGCAAUCACAUACGUUUAUUUGGGUCUGCCACAGCUAUAUUUAUUUUUGUUCUUAGUUAAGUAAAGAAAUUUGAAAGUGUGACUGUUGCAAAAGAAUUGAUUUCAUCACUUCAAUUUUGAUUUUAGUUUUUUGGUUUUGCUUUUUAUUGUGGAUAUAAGGUUUCUAAUAUCAUACUCCACAACCACACUACCCAGAGCCAUUUAGACGAAGAGCUUGUAAGUUGAUUUCCAAAGAUGGACCUGUAAAUUUGCAUUGUGUUUUAAGCCUGCAAAAAGAGUGCUCGCCUUUACACUCACAGAAGGCGGUGAUGAUUUGGACAAUAGAGUAGACAUGUCAAAAUUAAACCAAGCAGAGGAUGUUCUGAGGACCGAAAAUCUUUUGAUUUGGUUUCCCUAUCUCGGGAGGUAGAAGAGAGCCUUAGUCAUUCCUUUUGGGAAACCAAUGUAGAUCAAACUGGUUUGGAUGCAUCGGAUAACACUCCUUCAUCAUUGGUGGAACUGGUUAAUGUGAUUGACUAUUUGGAGUAGCUGAGGAACAGAUUGAGAUUUUGGAAAAGAUUGUGCCAGACCGGCUUUCCAGGAAGGCGGUUUCUUCUGGCUUUGCAGUGUCAAGAAUGCAUUAGAUUUGGACUCGGUUCUAUCAAGACUUCACAGCAAUGUGAUCAAAGAAGAUGAAUGAAGGGUUUUUGUUGAAUGGUAAUUGCUAUGUUGCAAAUGAUUAUUGGUUGGUUUUUUGCACUCAUUGGUUUGGUUAGAACAACCAGCUAUAGUGAAUAUCUUGGCUGGCACAUAGAGGGAGUGUAAGAAAUGUAAACUGAGAUUCUUAGGGGGGAUUGGAAUUGCGUAACACAA